CGCCGAGUGUCGAGCACUUUGCCUUGCUGGUUUCGCAGUUUCACUCCACUCCACUACUGCAUGAUGAAAAUUCUCACUCUCGCUCUCUUAUUGAGCACCUUUUCUUCAACGAACGGCAUAAAUGUCGCGGAGUCCGCCGGUCAGUUCUUCAGCAGCGGUCAUACCAAUAAUUGGGCAGUUCUGGCGUGUACGUCCAGAUUCUGGUUCAACUACCGUCAUGUGGCCAACACCCUGUCCGUGUACCGAAGCGUGAAGCGUCUCGGCAUCCCUGAUAGUCACAUCGUACUGAUGCUGGCAGACGACAUGGCUUGCAACCACAGAAACCCCAAGCCGGCUACCGUGUUCAGCCACAAGAGCUUGGAGCUGAACGUGUACGGCGACGACGUGGAGGUGGACUACCGAGGUUAUGAGGUGACUGUGGAGAAUUUUCUGCGAGUCCUGACGGGGAGGCUUCCGCCCAGCACGCCGCGCUCCAAGCGUCUCCUGUCUGAUGACCGAAGCAACAUUCUCAUUUAUCUGACAGGACAUGGUGGCAAUGGCUUCCUGAAGUUCCAAGACUUUGAAGAGAUCACCAAUGUGGAUUUGGGGGAUGCCUUUGAGCAGAUGUGGCAAAAAAGGAGGUACAACGAACUGCUUUUCAUCAUCGAUACUUGUCAGGGAGCCUCCAUGUACGAGAAGUUCUACUCGCCGAACAUCAUUGCUCUGGCCAGCAGUCAAGUUGGAGAGGACUCCUUGUCGCACCAACCUGAUUUGUCCAUCGGAGUCCAUCUGGCGGAUCGUUACACUUUCUACCUUCUGGAGUUCCUUGAAGACAUCCACCCUACCAGCAAAGCUAAUAUGAAUGAUCUGUUCAAAAUAUGCCCCAAGAGCCAGUGCGUGUCCACUACGGGCUACCGUACAGACCUGUUCCUGCGCGACCCAGGAAGCGCCCUCAUCACCGAUUUCUUUGGUAACGUCCGCAAGGUGGAGCUCUCCAGGGAAACCAUCAACUUGACCGAGCCCAUCAUUUUGGUGGAAGACAAUUCUGAAAGCGGAGAGCUGCAAAAGGAGUUGCAGUCGUACGUGGAUCAGCUGCCAGUGUCCGAGAUCAUUCAUCAGAAGCCCAAACAGAAAGACUGGCACCCCCCCGAUGGCUUCAUCCUUGGCCUCUGGACCCUCAUCCUGCUUGUGUUUUUCAAGACGUACGGCAUGAAGCACCUCAAACACAUCUUCUGAGACCAAGAGCUUUUUUGUAAAGCCGCAUUGAAUGGGAACCUCCAAUGAUGUACGGCAACGUGACUGCGAGGCCACGGUCGCCGCUUUGUUUUGACACUGUGACAUUUGUCUGUGUUUUCCUUUUUUUUUCUAUUUAAACUGGAUGUUUGGUUUGACUUUUUCAAUGGUCUGGGAAGCGUGGCAGUGAAAUUUGGACAUUUCCACACAAAAAUGGGAAUUGUGUGACUUGGACUAUGUAGCGCAAUUCCAGCCAGUCCUUGAAUAAGAAUUGAAUCGCUUUGAGCGGAUGUUCUGCUCAGCAUAUUUUUGUGUUCAGACUGCCGGGCCAGCCAGAGAGGGGAAAAAAAAAUGAGACAGAACCCGUCUGAUCGGCGGCGACUGGCGCUGCUGAGGGUCGACUACGUUAGGUCUCCGCUGUCAGCGCGCAUUACACCCGUCAUAUCGUGGAUGACGAUCCUACAUAAUAGCGACUUUCACCAAAUUGCCCUCCCCGUCGAAACAUCCGUCAGCUCUCUGACCGACGGCUGUUUGCGUGGCCGUUUGCAGUCCGCCAAUAAGUGACUGAUAAGCCAGCCAGCCAGCCAGCCAGCCAUCCGCUAAGCCAUCCCGAAUGGAUCCUUUGUGAUAUCAUGGGCCUUCUUUUCAUUUCUCUUUCCCCCUUUGAUUCCUGGCUUGACACUACAUCACAGCCUGAUUGCCGGGAGGACUGAUUGUUGUUUGAAGCGCACGGGCCGGGCCGGGCAUGGCCUGGCCGCCUGCCCUCUCUGAAAGCAGACAGCUGCUGCAUCAGCCGCCCGGGUGCCUUUCUUCUUAUGCAUUAUUAAUAGCGUGCGCACGGCUUCCUUCCUUUUCUGUCUCUUUAUUAUUUCCUGCCAUCCAAUUCCCACGGCUUCCCUCCUUCCCCUUUUUGGUUGAGCUCAACAUGUUGCACUGCCUCAUUUUGGCAGGAUGCCGGCCGGCGCCCUGAUUAUAGAUGAAUGGCUGAAUUAAAAGAAUAAAUUUGUCUCCAACUGCUGGUAAGCGACAAUAUUGAGCUUUCCUAAUGACUUGGCGAAACCUCCUCUUCCUGCUGCAAGUGCCUCCCUCGAAGGUGAUAAGACGCUGUACGAUUUUUGACUGUCUCUGAAACGGUUUGAACUUCUGCCACUUUUGGGCUGUGCAGUCGACUGACUGUAAAGCGAGCCACGAGGUGUGUCACAAAAGAUUUCAAACCUGUGACGGUGAAGAGCAGCUCUUUGAGAAGCCUCGGUUGAUGGUCCAAAUUUGCUUCUGUCUUUUGUGAUCCUUUUCCGACACACCUCGUCAGCCUGCUCCAUUGAAAGAAUGACAAACAAAAGGCAAGCCCGAAAGGUUUUGACUGUGUGAAUGAAGCUGAAACAUUUCAGGGAACAUUUGCUUUGUACUGUCAAUCAUUUCCAAAUGUAUUCUAGAUUAUUGGCAUCAUCACUGGGUGGGUGGGUGGGCAAUGUACUUGGAAUGAGAGACCAAGCCUGUCUUUAUGCUUGGAAAGAUUUUGAUAGUUUAUUAUUGCUGUCCAAGGAAAAUCCAGUGAUAUUUGCUUCAAAUUAAAAAUAAUAAUAAUGGCUACUUGCUUUUCAAGGAAACGACAAAAUGAUUUU
Molecule: messenger RNA, 2834 nt
Organism: Syngnathus acus (greater pipefish)
Lineage: Eukaryota; Metazoa; Chordata; Actinopteri; Syngnathiformes; Syngnathidae
Gene: pigk
Product: phosphatidylinositol glycan anchor biosynthesis, class K
Exons: 11
Coding region: 61-1215 (384 amino acids)
Biological process (GO): attachment of GPI anchor to protein; proteolysis; protein localization to cell surface
Cellular component (GO): GPI-anchor transamidase complex
Molecular function (GO): GPI-anchor transamidase activity
Source: RefSeq, a predicted model, not a curated record